GGAGCGGGCGUCGGGCGGAAGGAAGGGUCCACGGGACUGGACUCCGACCGCCCCGCCCCGCACUCGCCGAGCCCAUGGCCCUCGCCGAGCCCAUGGCCCCCGCCGCGGGUCGCUGGGCGCCGGCCCUGUGGAGGGCGUGCAAUGGGCUGAUGGCCGCCUUCUUCGCGCUGGCGGCAGUGGUGCAGGUAAAUGAUCCCGAUGCAGGACUCUGGAUGGCUGUGUAUAUGAUUCCUGCCGGGCUGACCUUGCUCGUUGGACUUGAUCCUCUUGUCACAGGUAACUUGAUUUGGAAGAGUGUCUCUGCGAUACACAUCUUCCUCUGCACGGCGUGGGCUGUCCGCUUGACACACUACCUGGUGCUUCAUACGCAGUGGAACCUCCUCCAUGAGGAGGAAGGCAGGGAGCUGUUUGGCCUGGUGAUUAUCACAGCGUGGAUGAGCCUGUGCCACCAUUCAUCAAAGAACCCGGGGGGUGGAAGAAUCCGGCUGGCCGUGGCCACUGCCGUCGCCCUCCUCCCCGCCGCGGCCUGGGCCUACGUGUACAUUAACACAGAGCUGCGGUCCUCCUGGCCAGCCCACUGCAGGACAGUCAUUUGAAUGAAGAAUCCUGUUC
Molecule: messenger RNA, 612 nt
Organism: Pteronotus mesoamericanus
Lineage: Eukaryota; Metazoa; Chordata; Mammalia; Chiroptera; Mormoopidae
Gene: TMEM220
Product: transmembrane protein 220
Exons: 6
Coding region: 75-596 (173 amino acids)
Source: RefSeq, a predicted model, not a curated record